UAUAUUUGUAUCUAAUAAUGCAAUAUUUUGUCAAAAUAUGACCUCAAAUAACCGAGCAGCUGUACAUUUUGCAAGAGUACCUCUCGGCUGGCGACAUCGUCGUAAAACGGUGUUGAGGCCCCGACCUAGAUCAGCUGAGUUGAGCGUAUACUAGGGAAUGCAGACUACACAGUGUUUACUACGGCGCUACGGUAUCGCAUACUACAUGGCCUGCAAAAUCGCCGCCAUUCCUCGAAAUGUCGAUGAAUGAACAAGGAAAUAUUUGACAAGCUGAUGGUAAAAGUUCACCAUGAGUAGUAGAAGAGGAGAAUCAAGGUUGAAACGUGGUCGGUCAAACAACUCUCCCCCUCCGACAACAACUAAGGCCACUGGAAGCAAAUCUAAGCGAAGAGCUGCCGCUACAUCCGAGCAAACUCCUCCAGAGGUAGUUAAAGCAAAGGAAGAAGCUACAGGAGACUCCGAGGUAUCCGAGGCAGCUGUCACCACAGGAACAAAGAAAUCUGGGAACAAAAAUGGCCAGGAUGGGAAGAAAUCCAUCACCAGCAAUCGAGGUCGUAAUGGCAGAAACAGAAAAGGUUCCACAGAAAAAGAUAAAACUCCUCCCUUAGUGGCAAAAGACAACAGUCCCUCAGCUGUCAUCACAACUCCUUCAGUCAUACCACAGUUACCUCCUCCUGUUACAACCUCACAGUUACCUCCCCCUGUAACUUCCACACAGUUGCCUCCCCCUUUGGCUUCUACACAGUUAUCCCCCCCUGUAUCUUCUACACAAUUACCUCCCCCUGGAAUUACCACACAGUUGCAUCCUCCUGUAACAUCCAUGCAGCUACCUCCCCCUGUGUCAUCAGUGCAGUUACCACCUCCUCAUCUUCGAGAGAGCCCUGUAUUUCAGCAACCUACCUCUGAGCGUAGUACACCCAUAAGUGAACACGUCAUGGAGAGAGGCUCUGCAGAGCGUUACCAGACUGACAGGGGCUCUGCAGAGCGUUACCAGACUGACAGAGGCUCUGCAGAGCGUUACCAGACUGAACGGACCCAAGUUGUGUGCACACCAACAGAAGAUGAAAAAAGAUCAAGAGCUAUUCCUCCUAAAAAACGGAAAGGGAACGAGUUUGAGAGUGAAUCGUCUCCACUUGGUCCACCAGCCAAGAGACCUAUGAUUGACUUGAUUAAUUGGAUUAAUCAGCGGGUGCUUGCUCGUCGGGAUGGUCUGUACCAACCAGGGGAGAUCCGUGAUAUUAAACAUAACCGCCACAUAGGGAUUUUGUUUGACAGUGAUAAAAACAUGGUUUACUUUAAUGAUGUGCUUGAACAGAAAAAUAACCAUGACAUUAUCAGUGACCAUAGUCCAAUGGCUGUCAUGGUAGCUGUUGGUUCUCGUGUUUGUGUUCGCAUCAAUCCAGAGGUUAACUAUUACUAUGAGGGACAAGUAGUGGACAAGAAGUCUCAGCCAAUCAGCUAUCGUGUAAGAAUUCAUGGUCUACCAGAAGAAAAAUAUGAAUGGGUGUCACGGGCAGUGCUAAGACUUUUACAUCCUCCGUGGCAUGAGGAGUUUGAAGAGGGAAUCCCUGAACAGGAGACGCCCCCUCCCCCUCCUAUGAUACAAUCUAGUUUUCAGUUGCAGAUGCAGGCACAUCAGCAUGGACAGCAUCCUCCUCACCAACCUAUCCCUCCUUCGAUGGAAGUAAGCCCUCCUUUGAGCCGCCUCAUACGCUCACCAUCACUUCCUCAGAGCACAAGUAACGAACGCGGGGAUUCUUCUGAUGAUGAUAUUCAAAGUGAAGAAUUUUGCUUUGAUUCAUCAGGACUUAGUACUCCAAGAUCCGGAAGUGCAACACCAGGCUCAGGGUCAAGGUCACAAGGUGAUCGAAAAAAUCAGCCUCCAAAGAAACGUGACUCGGCUAGAAGUCGCAGUGCUCAGUCAUGUGAGAGUGGGAGUCGGUCAAGCACUCCCAGGUCACCGUUGACCACAAAGUACAAAAAAGGGGAUGUUGUUUCUACGCCGAAUGGAAUACGUAAAAAAUUCAAUGGAAAGCAGUGGAGGCGAUUAUGUUCCAAAGAAGGAUGUACAAAGGAAUCUCAAAGACGUGGUUUCUGCUCAAGGCAUCUGUCUAUGAAAGGACAGAAAAAUAUGCGGAAUGCUCCUCCAUUUCCCGGUUGUCGUACAGGGGAACUGAAGGAAGGACAGAUAGACUGGAGUGACGGUCGCGGAGAAGGGGAGUAUGACCCAGAACACGGACAUGUACACAACCGAUUUGAUGAAACUGAGGCAGCAAACAUGUUGGUGUCCCUUGGUAAUUCACGUUCAACUACGCCUGCAUUUUCACCGACACCUUCCCAGAACCCCUUAUCUCCACAGUUAAGUGUGCAGUCUCCUACAAGUGGUCAUGGCUCCAGGAAUUCUGUCUCGUUUACGCCGAUUUCUCCACAUCCUCAAACACAGGCAUUUAUAACCUCUCCGACCCGUAGUUGGAGUUCCUGUGCGUCCAAAUCAGGCAGCUCAUCCUCGGAACAUGUCUCUCCAAUAACUCCAAGAUUUCCGUCAAAUUCCAGUUCUAUUCCAAUGUUUCAUUCUCCGAGUCAUGUGAAUGAACACUUCCUUCAGAAAAUGUCUGCAGUUCAGAUGGUUAAACAGGACUCAAAAAAGUGUGAUGAUUCAGGCAUAGAGAUACAGACUCAAUCAUCAAAAACGUCACAGAUUCAGAUGCCAUACAUGGCGGGCAUGUUGUCCCCAAAACGAGGUUUAACGGGGAUCGUGAGAGAGGCUGGCAGUGUGUCAUCCAUCACACAUUAUAACCCAGACUUACAAAAUCGUAGAUUGGUGCAAAGUCACUCGGUCAGUGCUCUCCCUUCUCACCACAGCUUGUCGGAGAACAUUGUUGAGCCCAGAGUUUCUCUCAAUUCUGUCACCAUGGCUACAACUGUUGUUCAACAGUCGGCGACCAUGGCAACACUAAAAUCGUUGAUCAAUAGCAACCCACGACAGAUGUCAGUAGCACCUGUGUCUUACCAAGUACAGGAGAUGGGAACACCACAAACAAACAUUCUGAAGAACCAGAUGACAUCGGUGAUACAGCAACAGUUGCAGCAUGUUUCCCAGGUAACUGGUACAGCCAGUGUUAUUGGAGCAGCAUCCCUCUUACCCAUAAUGCCAGUGGGAGAGGUCACGAGACUGGCGCAGACAGUCACAACCACAGAAACUGAAUCGAAGAAGCCUGUUCCAGUGUUUCCCUGGCAUUCACUUGUGCCGUUUCUGACAAACACACGAGGAGAGCAAGCACCAUCUAGUGGCAGUCAUCAGCAGCCUCAGGAACCGUCGCCCACACCUAACUCACAAACUACACCAGCACAGCUUCCAGCUGCCAACAGCACACCAGAGGGGGCUCACCAGAGUGUGUCAGACGCUGGAGAAGAGGAAGAUAAUGACGACUACGACGAUGAUGUAUUUGACGAGAAGGAACCAGCUCCUGUUGAAGUUGUGCCAAAAAAGGAACCAAAGUCACCAACCAAACGUAGAACACAAUCACUGAGUGCUAUCAAAGAUGACAAAGAGCCGAAGAGCCCUCGCAAGGCCAAGGACAAAGAUCAUGUAAGGCGUCCCAUGAACGCAUUCAUGAUCUUCAGUAAACGUCAUCGUCACAUGGUUCACCAAAGACAUCCUAACCAGGACAACCGAACCGUCAGUAAAAUUCUGGGCGAGUGGUGGUAUGCCUUGGGACCUAAGGAGAAACAGAAGUACCACGACCUGGCAUACCAGGUGAAGGAAGCUCACUUCAAGGCCUACCCUGACUGGAAGUGGUGUUCUAAAGAGAGGAAGAAAUCCAGUACCAUUGCCAGCCAGCUCAAACAAAGAAGUAGUACUGGGCGCAGACUCAGCUCCACCGACGACAUGGAGGAUAUAGACAAACCACUGUUAGAAGACCUGGAGGAGGAAAUCAAGGUUCCAGAUGACCUAGAUGUUUUCAAGCUUCAGGAUGAUGUCAUGGAUCAAACUGAACAGGAACAGAGGGAGCGGUCAUUAUUCGAGAUUCGUCGAGUGAGAUCCCAGAGCCUCUCUGCUGUCCCGAGGGAAGGCGGUUCAGCAUUUUUCCCUCCAAAGAGAGAAGAAGACAAACAAAGAUUUACUGAGGAUCUGAAACGACAGCUGUUACCAAACCAACAAAGCUACGCCUCCACAUCCAGUGUUUCUAUGGCAACUGGAAAUCAGCAGCAGCAGGCCAGCCACUCACAGCAUCCUCAGUUCUGUGCCAUGGUUUCUAGAGAAACAGAUGGUGAUGAUGGGUACAGUGAUGAUGAGAGAAUGGUUAUAGACGAAGAAGAAAAGAAAGAUGGAGCAGAGGAUUUGGGAGACACCAGCGAAACAGACACAAAAAAACUGGAGUGCAACGAAAACGUUUAUGACAGUGAGACAGACAGUCAGACAGAGGAAGACACACUCAUCGAAAACAAAGCAUUUCCUCAACAACGAUUCUCACCUGUCAUGAAACAUAUCAGUCCGUCAGAGAUUCCGUACCGUCCGACACCCAUCAGAAAGCUUCCAGAAUCUUCUGGACAUUCCACAGCAUCCACAACUGGAACUUCUGAAGGUGAUAGUCCCCGACCUUCAAGUGCAGGAGGCUUCCGACCAAAAGGGAACGUGUUCAGUGCCAAUAAACCAUCACGAUUAAUGUCCACAGGAAGUUCUAUCAGAAGUGAGUCUCCUUUGGCACAACAUUUUACAUUUAAUCGACACGAUUCCCGGACACCAGUUACCCAGCAGCACACUGUAAAGGUUGGUCAAAUGAAGCUCCAUAAUAUAACCAUGACAACACAAGAAAAUCAACAGAUUCUUGUAUCCUCAAACACUGAGACAAUUCUUGGAAAGCAAAAUGGACGGGGCUCUGUAAUGAACAAAGUAACACAAAAACCCCAGAGAGGGGGUCAAAAACAGCAGCCGAUACAGCAGCAACAGAUACAGCAGCAACAGUUACAGCAGCAGCAGCAUUUACAGCAGCAGCAACAGAUACAGCAGCAGCAGCAUUUACAGCAGCAGCAGCAGUUACAGCAGAUCCAGAUACAGCCAAGUGUUUCCCCACACGGUGGGAUACAGCUGGGAAAGCCGGUCACCUCUAGCACAGUCCAGUUGGUGCCAUUUACACAGACUGUUGCCACAAGUGCUAACUACGGGUCUAACAUGGUUCUUCCCACAUACUCUACAAUGGGUAAACCAAUCACCACGCCCGUCCCUAUAGCCUCCAAGCCUUUCGUGUCGAUGCAGCAAGCACAGAUUGCCACUCCGACAUUGUUGAAGCAGGCAGUCACUGGGAAUGGUCUGCAUCAACAGCAGCAGGCUUUAUUGCAAGCAUCCCCAAAUGGAAACGUGAAAAAUGUUGGUACUAUUUUAGUGCAAAAUCUUCCUUCAAGUCAGUAUGGCAUGUUACUGAACACAACAUCUAUCGCAUCGUCAGUGAACAGCAAGACAACAGCUGUGCCAGCCAUGCCAUCAAACAUGUCGAAUGCCUUCAUCACAACGAUUAGAAAUGUUGUCCCUUCUCAGGGCCAGACAGCGCAAGGACUUGUAUCACAAGCUAACACCCAGAACCAGCCUCUCACACAGGCCACACUACUAAACACCCUUGUACUAAAGCCUAAUCAGGUGGCACAUCCUCAGCAGGCUCAGUCUCCACAGCAACAGUCAGUGCAGCAAACCAUUAACCUAUCACAGGCAGGCUUACAACCCACACAUGUGCAGUACAUACUUCCUUCUGUACGGGUGGCAACACCCAAUGGAGGUAAAGUACAGAAUGUUGUCCAGAUGGCACUACCAGCAACCCCAGUACAACAAAAUAACAUUCAACUGACUUUUGCAGGACAACACUCCCAACUCCAUUCGCCUUUGCCCCCGCAGCAAAUUUCCCAGCAUUCCCAGCAGCAUCCGCCAUUACAGCCGUCAGUCCAGACAGGAAAAGUCCAGUUAGCUUCAGUUGCAGGAAAUGGCUUAAAAGUUGCAGCGAUGACAAGUCAAGGCAAAAUGUUACAGCAUCAACAAGGUGGACUCCUUAGUACACAUGCCAACCUGGCCUCCCCCAUCGUUUUGAACCAGACCAAGCAGAAUCAGGCUGUUCCCAUGGUGACACAAUUUCUAGCAAUGAGUCAGAACCAACAGGUUCAGUUACCUAGUGUGUCACAGGGGCAGAGUUACAUGUCGUUACAACAGGGUGGGCCACACACCCCUACCCAGCUACAACUCCAUCCCCAGGCCCACACACAGCUGAUACAGCAACAUGGGGGACAACUCCAGGUCCAUGGGACACAACUCCAGGUACAGCAGGUCCAACAGGGAGGACAACUCCAGGUUCAGCAGCUGCAGACAGCAACUCAGCAACAACAAGCUAAAUUAUUGCUACCAUCCUCACAGAACACUAGGAUGUAUGUGCAGCCUAAUUCUAUCAACACAGUUGCCAUGGCAGCGUCCCCACUCCCUAAAAUUGACGGGGUUCAAGGAGUUAACUCCCCUUCAUUUAUCAACUACGUACAACAAAACCCCCAGGGAGCAGUACAGCAGGUGAUGAUACAACAGCAGCACAAUCCGACACGUUCACCUGCCCCUAGCCCAGGGGCACCCCAGAUACAAGCCUCCCCUGCCCCCCAGGGGCAAGUGACCUAUGCCUCACAGGCACCCCUUGCUCCCAAAACUGUGAUGACCAACACUAAGGCACAGAGUCCUCCACAGCUACAAGCCACUACAGCAUACCAGGGCACAGGACAAGGAAUGUACAAGCAACAGGCUCCAGCUUCUAGUUCCCCCAUCACCUCGGGAGUCGACAUUGGCUACAUCACUGGGGCCAGCCUACAGUCCAAGUCAUACCGGGUCAAAGCCACCAUUGCUAAUAUCCCUGUGGCUACGGAGAGUCUCCAGGUCACUGCAGCACUGCAAGGUCAAAGACCAUUGACCUCUCCUGUUCAGAGCCCCCAUCCAGUAGGGGGUAUGUACCGUAAUCACCACAGCAGCCCCCCUCAGGCAAUGAACAACGAACAUAGACCAAAGAAGCCCUCCCCGUUGGUUCUGUCUUAUGAGCCAAUCAGAAGGUCCACUAGCCCAAGUAGCCCAGGGUCAGAGGACAAGGGGCAGGAGGAGGAGGAGGAGGAGGAGGAGGAGCUGGAGGAACAAGAGACUGAAGAUGGGUCCAAAGGUCAAAAGUCACAGAAACAGCGAGAACUUUCAGGCGACAGACAAAGAGAAAAGAAAGAAACACUGAAGCUGACCACGGACAAAUCCCCUUCAUCCAUUGAGCAAGCCAGUACUGAUGAUUCCAUGCCUGCACCCCAAACACCGGCAGCAGACAGUGCGGUCAACAGUCCUCGUGUACCGAAGCAAAAACACAAGCCGCCCCCACUUCCGGUGCCACAGUCCCCACUUACGGGGGGAGAUGGGUCUUUUGCCUCUCCUGGCCCCGGAACUAACAGCCCUCGGCGUGGGGUCUCCUUCAAAAAUAAGAUGCAGGAUGGAAUGGAAAAAGUGCUACAGGAAGUGAACUUUGACAAGAGGUUUGAGGCCCUACCACAGUUUGUGCCGGAGAAUACCAAUAUGGACUCGCCUGUCCCACAGAGUCCACGAGGCAUCAUCAGCUGUUACAAGAGGCGACGUAAAGUUUCCUCACUAGCUACGGGAGAGUCCACACCCAAUGAGACUUUUGACCCUGUAUCCCCUAGCUACAAGAAAUUUUCCAGUGAGUCGGAGACGGGGACCCCACAGACGCCUCGGAGUGCCCGAUUUGAUGACAAUAUGUUCUUUGGUAGCAACUUCAGUUUAGAAACCUUGGCUGAUGCUGCUGUGUCCUCCAAGCCAGCAGAAGAUUUCCUAGAGAGUGGGCUUAGUUCUCCCAUGACCCCCAGAACUCCUAGCUCACCCGGACAAUUCUCAUCACUCCGAAGGAUCCUUGACCAGCGUCGGCAACUUGUCAUGCAGUUGUUUCAGGAACAUGGACUGUUCCCAUCAGCCCAAGCCACUGCCAAUUACCAGGCAGAACACGCCUCUAUUUUCCCGUCAAAGGUCUGUCUACAGCUGAAGAUCCGCGAGGUGCGACAGAAAAUGAUGGCACAAUCAGCAGCGGUGGAGAAAGCUGCGUCAGGAGAUGCUUCUUCUGGAAGUAUGCCAUCCACUCCCAUAGGUACAUAUCCACCCCCCGGUGACUCGGACAGCAGUACAGGAGGGAUGGAAUCGCACCCAGGGGAGGACACGUUCCCCUCGGGGCUCACAGAGGACGACAAGUGAUUUAUAUAUCAAAACGAUCACACAUAGGGGAGGACACGUUCCCCUCUGGGCUCACAUAGGACGACAAGUGAUUUAUAUAUCAAAACGACAAGUGUGAAGAAUGUGACUGUCAGAAGUUUGGGGGAGGAUUCUCCUUUAUCGAUUGACAAGAGUGGGGAGGUCAGAAGCUUGGGGGAGGAUUCUCCUUUAACGAUUGACAAGAGUGGGGAAGUCAGAAGCGUGGGGGAGGAUUCUCCUUUAUCGAUUGACAAGAGAGGGGAGGUCAGAGGCUUGGGGGAGGAGUCUCCUUUAUCGAUUGACAAGAGUGGGGAGGACAGAAGCUUGGGGGAGGAUUCUCCUUUGUCGAUUGACAAGAGUGGGGAGGUCAGAAGCUUGGGGGGGGAUUCUCCUUUAUCGAUUGACAAGAGUGGGGAGGUCAGAAGAAGGGUCUUGCUAUCAGAUUAGAUAGGUAGCCUUACUUUGCUGAUUGAGAGAAAAAGAUGUGCCAUAAAUGGCAGAUUUGUUUUUAUAGAUGAAAAUUUCACUUAUCGCGAAAUGAUUAACUUCCAAGUUGUGGAUGUGUAAGUGAAGUUUAUGAUAAGAAUUAGAGGAAUGUCAGUAUUAUUGAUAGGCAUAAUGAUAUCAGUAUCAUUGAUAGGCAUAAUGAUAUCAGGCAUAAUGAUAUCAGUAUCAUUGAUAGGCAUAAUGAUAUCAGUAUCAUUGAUAGGCAUAAUUUUAGAUAAUCCAAUUAUGUUUCUCUUGUUUUGAAUCAUUUAUUUUUCUUCAAAAUGAUAAUUUUUGAUUUCAAAAUGUUGUAUCGGUUAACAUCACUGAAUACAAGCAUCAUGAACCAAUACCCGUUAUAGACCAUAGGUUAGUUUUGAAAUGCUACCUGUUACAGUCCAUAGGUUAGUUUUGAACCAAUACCUGUUAUAGUCCAUAGAUUAGUUUUGAACCAUUACCUGUUAGAGUUCAUAGGUUAGUUUUGAAAUAUUUUUGUCCUGUUCCUUGAUAGGAAGGUUAAAAUUAGACUGCUAUUUGCAUUUACUUGUUAUCAUCACCAGUUAGUUAUUAUCACUUAGAUACCAUGUCAAUAUUGUAUGACUUAAAUAGUAAUGUGCAAGAAGAUCAGUAUUACAUUUUCUUCACACUCCAGAAUAUAAGAUGAAUACCAGUCGAGAUAGUAAUUGUUUUAUUUGACAUCACAAUCAAUACGUCACAGAUAACUUUGUGAGAAUUAAACAGUUUUAAAAUGUUAAUGUCAAAAAAUUGAAUCUAAAGAUAAUGCAAUAUUUAGUAUCGGAAAAUAUUGAGUGAAAAUUCUGGUCGAAGAUUGAUCAUCCAUUAGGGAGUUAGUGGCGACGUGGAUAUUGAUGGAUAGUGCUAUCAUGUUAUAAAUAUUGAGAAAAGUCAUCGUAUUUUAAUGUAUAUAGUGAGCAGUUAGUUUUACACAUCUCAGCAUGUACUGACAGACGGUCAGUUCUCCUAUUUCGUCUUUUCGUAUUGCAGAGUUAUCUUCUCUUUUGAGCAGGUAUUGAUUGUUACGUCAUUUGUUUGUGAGA
Molecule: messenger RNA, 9795 nt
Organism: Mizuhopecten yessoensis (Yesso scallop)
Lineage: Eukaryota; Metazoa; Mollusca; Bivalvia; Pectinida; Pectinidae
Product: protein capicua homolog
Exons: 22
Coding region: 290-8254 (2654 amino acids)
Biological process (GO): regulation of transcription by RNA polymerase II
Cellular component (GO): nucleus
Molecular function (GO): RNA polymerase II transcription regulatory region sequence-specific DNA binding; DNA-binding transcription factor activity, RNA polymerase II-specific
Source: RefSeq, a predicted model, not a curated record